This is a messenger RNA of Cylicocyclus nassatus, 583 nucleotides long. Lineage: Eukaryota; Metazoa; Nematoda; Chromadorea; Rhabditida; Strongylidae. The record is from the annotation of a GenBank genome assembly.
UAUUCCGGAUUGUGAAGGCUUGCCUUUGAGGCUGCUUUGUGAAUCGGUAUUGUUUCCAUCUCCUUUUGGUUUCCGUUGGAGAUGAGGAUACGUGUUCUUGACAGAAAAGAGAAGCGACAGUGAUGUAGCGUUACUUUUCGACACUGAGGUCAGAGUUCUUUGUUUUACGGUUCGUCCGGCAUCCCCAUGAACCACGACGGACAUGCUAGCAAACCUGUCGGUAGUAUGGAUCCCUCAACUUUUACAGAUUGGCACCUAUUGCUUUCCGGGUACAUUAGCUCCGCGUCCCCGACCAUGGCGGCUGGAUCGCGAGGUUCGAUGGGCGGAGGUAGUUGCGGUGGCGGAGGCGAAGUUGCAUCGACUAGAAAACGGCAAGCCGAUUGCUGAAGAAUCGCGAAGCGGCAAAAGAAUGUCGUCGCAAAAAGAAGGAAACACCUCGAGGUCUAGCAGCAGUGUUGCAGGAUUCCCCGUCGUAAUUCAUGAUGGUUCUCGGGUCAUUACUCUCCGCUUUCCAAUUCUAGGAAAGCAGCUGAGGAUACACGAACAUCAGGCUGUAUUGGAAGCUUAUUUGGAACAAUCAUAA